AUGGAUCGAAUAUCAGUGCCAUCAAAUUGCUCGCUCGAUGCAGACAAUGUUUUUGGGCCCGUAGUGCCCUUGGGUUGUCGCAAUGGCUUCGACUUCACGCUUCUCUUCGAACAGAGCAUCCUCGGGGUUCUUCCUGCGGCGGUCUUCUUGCUGGCCUCUCCGCUACGAGUUGGCUACCUCAUCAAGAAAGAUGCACGAACCCAGCGCAAUUCUCCACGGUUUGUCAAGCUAGCCGUGACCCUGACUUUUGCUCUAAUCCAACUCGCGCUUCUUGUGUGCUGGACCCGUCAUGAUUUACCUCGCACCAAAGCCUCGGUGCCGUCAGCCUCGAUCAAUUUCAUUGUCGCAAUGGAGCUUCUCGUGUUAAGCUGGUUAGAAGAUGGCCGAUCGGCCACACCUUCUUCACUUCUCACUGCCUACCUCCUCCUUACCUUGCUAUUCGACAUACUCCAGGCCCGCACUCUAUGGCUACGUCUCCCAGAGACCAUGCUCCUUUCUGUGCUCUUCACGAUCAGCGUAGGGUCUAAGAUGGUAAUGCUCCUGCUCGAGAGUCUUGAGAAGCGACAGUACCUGACAGACACCUAUCGAGAUCUACCCCCUGAAUCUACCAGUGGAAUCAUCAACCGGUCGUUCAUGUGGUGGCUGAAUCACAUGUUUACUGUUGGAUCACGACGUCUAUUAACGAUCGAUGAUAUGUAUAGUCUCGACCAGGCGCUGAAUUCGGCAACUGUCAGCGAAAGGGCCCAGCGUGUUUGGGCCCAGCGCAGGAUCCCAGCACGGCGUUUUGAAUUCCCGUGGAAAUUAUGUCAAGCGCUGUGGAAGCCUCUGCUGAUGGCAGUAUUUCCACGGAUGUGUCUAAUCGGCUUCACCUUUGCGCAGCCUUUCCUGAUCGCCGCGCUUCUUGAUUGGCUUGGCAGUGGACAAAGCACCGAACGAGGCCACGGUCACAUUGCCGCCACACUCCUGGUGUAUCUAGGCCUAGCGAUCUCUACCCUUCACUCCAAUCACCUUCUGUAUCGCUUUAUUACCAUGUUCCGAGGAGCAGCCUCCUCGCUGGUGUACGAGCAUAUGCUGUAUAUUCCGGAUGGAAAGCUAGAGGACCGGUCAGCCGCGAUCACUCGAAUGACCACCGAUAUUGAUCGGAUAUCUGCGUGCCUUGUCCAGCUGCAUGAAUGCUGGGCACGCAUCAUCGAGGUAGCCAUUGGAAUUUCCCUACUCACGCUCCGCCUAGGGUGGGUAAGUGCGAUUCCUGUUAUAAUCGUCAUAUUCUCUAGCCUUGCCUGCACCUACAUAUCGAAGAAUAUCGGGAACCGCCAAAAGAUCUGGGUGGAUGCGGUGCAACAGCGCCUUGCAAUCAUCACUUCAAUGCUUACCGACAUCCAAGUCGUGAAGCGAAUGGGGUUAAGCAGGGCUUUUACUGACACCAUCCAGAAGAAACGGGUCAGCGAGACGCAGCAGAUGUCCUCCUUUCGAUGGCAUAUUGUGUGGCAGAACAUGAUCCAGAAUCUACCUUGGGCAUUGGCUCCUGCGCUGACAUUUACAGUUUUUGCUGUGCAAGGCCACUCGCUCGAUUUCAGCAAGAUAUUCACCAGUCUGUCUAUAGUCACACUUCUGACUAACCCGGCCGCAAAGCUUCUGAGCGCCAUCCCCUCAACGGCAGCCUCCUUGGGUUGUUUCGAUAGGAUUCAAAGCUUUCUUCUGAUACCUGCCGAAAACAACCUGUUGCAAGACAGUCAAGAAAUUAUGAUGGCCAAUAAUGCUUGUACUGAAUCAAUGCCUGAGGCUGCAGAACAGACCCCAUCGCUCAUUGUCAAUCCUACCACCACAGACUCUCUAGUUGUGGCUUUUGAAAAUGCUAGCAUCCGCCCGGACCCUGAGGGCAGAGUUUUGCUGAACCAAAUCAACCUUCAGGUACCUCGGGGUGCGAUUCUCACUAUCCGCGGACCGGUGGGAUCAGGGAAAUCUACUCUUCUCCGAGCUAUUCUCGGCCAAGUUAGAACGUGGUUGCCAACUACCACCAUACGAAACGCAAUAUGUGCGAUAGUCACAACAGAGAAGGAAAGCUCGCGGAGUAUCGAUCACGAAUGGUACGGUACCGUGCUUCGGGCCUGUGCUCUCGACGAGGACCUGCACCUUAUCCCAGAAGGAGAUGGCAUGCAGAUCGGCAGUGGCUUGGGUGCGAGAUUAAGUGGCGGACAGAUGGAUCGAGUCGCUCUGGCUCGGGCAGUGUAUGCUCGAAAGGAUCUUGUUAUCUUGGAUGACGUUCUCAGUGCAUUGGACACAAAUACCAAGGGCCUGAUACUUGAACGGUUGUUUGGGGAAAGGGGUGUUUUUCGGAAGCUCAAUUCGACAGUGAUUCUCGUUACGCAUGACACUGCAUCUCUUGCUUAUGCCGAUAAGACCCUAGUAAUUUCUAAUGAUUCACUCGAAGUGGACGACUGUGGUGACAUUAUUUCUCCCGAGCCGCUUGAUCAUGAUACGAUAGACACACCAAGGGGUAGCAAAGAAAACAAUAUCCUCAUGCCUAAAGAGGAUGCAGCGCAAAUCGCCAAGGAUAAUCAGCUCAGUGACUUGAAGCGGUCAACAGGUGACUAUCAAGUGUACAAAUAUUAUCUGCGUUCGAUUGGGUGGUCAAGUUAUCUGCUAUUCCUUCUUUUCGUGAUUCUUAAUGUUUUCUGCAGUACCUUUAGCCAGAUAUGGCUGGAAAGAUGGACUAGCCGAGGGGGAGAACAGAGAGCGCUCUACGUGACAGUCUACAUUAUGCUGGCUUUAUUGGAAGUCAUAUGUAUGGGUGGUUAUGUCUGGGCAAUCUUGAUACUCAUAUCGCCAUCCACCGCACGCAAGCUUCACUAUGUUGUCCUAAAGACUGUCAUGGGAGCGUCUCCUACCACGCUUGCAACCAUGGAUAGUGGCGCACUUCUGAAUCGAUUUAGCCAGGACAUGACUUUGAUUGAGAGUCAACUACCCGUUGGCCUUCUGGUCACGGUUUCAAACCUUUUCACCGCAAUCGCUGCUGCUGCACUCAUUGCAACCGGCUCGACCUGGAUGGCUAUCACUGUGCCGUUCCUCAUUGCGGCAGUGUUUGUGGUGCAGCAUUACUAUCUGAAGACAUCGCGACAGCUUCGACUUCUCGAUCUAGAAAGCAGGAGCCCGCUAUAUUCUCAUUAUAUGGAUACUAUGAAUGGCCUCAGUACAAUCCAGGCCUUCGGCUGGCAGAAGAGGUUCUCUGAGAAGAGCUCUAAGCUUUUAGAUGUGUCUCAGCGGCCGUAUUACUUGCUGUACUGCAUUCAAAGGUGGCUCGCUCUGGUCUUAGACCUGAUUGUUGCUGCCGAAGCGGUUCUCCUUGUGAGUCUGACCGUCAACCUGAGGGCAGCGACUAGCAUUGGACUUUUGGGUGUCUCGCUCAACAACAUUCUCUCUUUCAACCAGAGCCUCUCGUCUCUGAUCACAGGGUGGACGCAGCUCGAGAUCUCCCUUGGUUCUAUUGCCCGCACCAAAGAUUUUGAACGGGAUACUCAGCCCGAAGAAACCCCUAAGAACGACAGCGUUCCUGCUUCCUGGCCCGACCGCGGCGCGAUCGAGUUCAAAGCGGUAACAGCGCAGUACAACCCCACAGCUCCCAUCCUAAAAGACGUGUCUUUCAAAGUGCGACCCGGACAAAAGAUCGGGAUCUGUGGUCGCACCGGCAGCGGCAAAUCCUCCCUCCUCGGCACAAUCCUCGGCAUGCUCGACCUAACGAGCGGCUCGAUCCUAAUCGACGACGUCGAUUUAACCAGCAUCUCGCGCGAGACCGUCCGCGAACGCCUGGUCACCAUCGCCCAAGACCCCCUCAUUCUAGCCGGAUGCACCGUCCGGCUUAACGCCGACCCCACCCCCGGCAACAGCCAUCCCGAUGCAGAGAUCAUCGCCGCCCUGGACCGCGUGGGCCUCUGGCACGGCGUGCUCGCCGAACGCAGCGGGGGCUUGGACGCCGAGCUCGGCGCCGACACGCUCUCCCGCGGCCAGACGCAGUUGCUCGGGAUCGCCCGGGCGAUGCUCCAGCUGCAGCGCGACGGUGCCAGAGUUUUGUUAUUGGAUGAAGCCACGAGUCAUGUGGAUGGGGAGACGGAGGCGCGGGUGCAGGCGCUGUUACGGGAAGAGCCGUUCCGGUCGUGCUCGGUGCUGGCGGUGGCGCAUCGGGUGGAGAGUAUCAGGGAUUAUGACAGGGUUGUUAUGCUGGAGCGGGGGCGGGUGGUUGAUGUCGUUCCAGGAAAUUGAAGAUGCAGGGUGGUGGUGGUGGUGGUGUUUAGGGUAUCCCGCGCACAUUGCCCUACAAACGUAAACAC
Molecule: messenger RNA, 4325 nt
Organism: Aspergillus brunneoviolaceus CBS 621.78
Lineage: Eukaryota; Fungi; Ascomycota; Eurotiomycetes; Eurotiales; Aspergillaceae
Product: putative ATP-binding cassette transporter
Exons: 12
Coding region: 1-4257 (1418 amino acids)
Biological process (GO): transmembrane transport
Cellular component (GO): membrane
Molecular function (GO): ATP hydrolysis activity; ATP binding; ABC-type transporter activity
Source: RefSeq, a predicted model, not a curated record